AUGCCUUGCUCAUGCGGCAACUGGAGAAGAUGGAUUCGGCCUCUGGUCGUCGUGCUUUACAUUUUGUUGCUGCUAGUCGUUCUGCCUCUGUGCAUAUGGGACAUGCAAAAGUCAGGGGUCGGCACUCAUAAUAAAGCAUGGUUCAUCGCCGGGAUAUUUGUGUUCAUGACUAUGCCCAUAUCGUUAUGGGGCAUCCUCCAGCACCUGGUUCACUACACCCAGCCAGAGCUUCAGAAACCCAUCAUCCGGAUAUUAUGGAUGGUUCCGAUCUACAGCUUGGACAGUUGGAUCGCCUUAAAAUAUCCAAAGAUAGCGAUUUACGUGGACACGUGCAGAGAGUGCUACGAGGCCUACGUCAUCUACAACUUCAUGACCUUCCUGCUGAACUACCUGGAGAAUCAGUACCCCAGCUUGGUGUCCAUGCUGGAGUCCCAGGAGCAGCAGAGACAUCUGCCCCCUCUUUGCUGCUGCCCGCCCUGGCCCAUGGGAGAGGUUUUGCUGCUGAGAUGCAAACUGGGAGUGUUGCAGUACACAGUUGUUCGACCCGUCACAACAGUGAUCGCUUUGAUCUGUGAGCUUUGUGGAGUCUACGAUGAAGGCAAUUUCAGUUCAACAAAUGCAUGGACGUACCUGGUCAUCUUCAACAAUAUUUCACAGCUGUUUGCCAUGUACUGCCUGGUGCUGUUCUACAGAGCUCUGCGAGAAGAACUGAGUCCGAUCAAGCCGGUGGGCAAAUUCCUGUGCGUCAAAAUGGUGGUGUUCGUCUCGUUCUGGCAAGCGGCGUUCAUCGCGCUGCUGGUGAAAGUGGGCAUUAUCUCAGAGGCGCGUACGUGGGAGUGGGAGAGCGUGGAGGCCGUGGCCACGGGCUUGCAGGAUUUUAUCAUCUGUGUGGAGAUGUUCCUGGCAGCCAUCGCUCAUCACUUCAGCUUCACCUACAAGCCUUACAUCCAGGAGGCCGAGGAGGGUUCUUGCUUCGACUCUUUCAUGGCGAUGUGGGACGUGUCUGAUGUCAGAGCGGACAUCUCUGAACAAGUCCGCAAUGUUGGGAGGACGGUUUUGGGUCGGCCAAGGAAGUCGUACUUCGGUGAGGAUCCGGGUGACGGCGAGCGAUCUGGCCUGCUCUCUUCGGGCUCCCAGGACGCCAUUACGGAGGCGGCGUCCAACCCCGUUUCCCCCAAUGGUCAGUACCAGGGCCUGGGCAGGACCCUCACACCGCACUCUGCGUCGGCGCCGGCCGGGCUCAGCUCGGCGCCGUGGGAUGAGGGACCCGAGGCUGGACUGGAGGAAACCCCGGAGGAGGGAAGGAGCAGCCCCGGCGAAGAACCGACGGAAGCAGACCUCAUCGUGAUCACCUAGCGGGUUUCCUUCAGACAUCACAGGACCAGACGGGCCUCUGACAGCUCCAAGAAUGUUCAGUGAAGUUAUGGCACUCAACAACUGAAAGAGAAUGUGCGUUUUCUGCCGAUUUUGUGCCGCUAGCGAGCGACGUGGCUCGGGGGGGCUGUGAAGGAUGGUUUUUAAUUCAUCAUAGCUGGGAAAGAUUUAACGACCCCAAAAAGCACACUCAUUGUGUUCCUUGAUGAGACGUGUGUGUGUGUGUUUUCCAAAAAGGAAAUGUCAUGAUCUCAGAUGUGACAGUUGAAUGAAAGCCAAAUAUGCAACUUUUCUUCACCAUAUCUUGAUGGUAAAGUGGUUUCAAAAGAACAAUUGAAAUGAGCCAUCGUAAAUACAAGUUACGAUAUGAAAGCACAUUAAAUAUCCAGAAUAAUCUUUUCUUUUUUUUUUGACUCUGGCGGGAUGAAGAGAUGAAUUUAGGAAUGAAAAGUUUAAAUUAAACUGUUUAAUUUGUAUGUUUUAAAGGUAAGCCUGCUGAAUGAUGCGUCUGAGCAGUGUGAUCAAUAUUGAUACGAUGUAUUUACUGCAAGUACAGUCCAACCAUUUAAAUACCGUUAUAAACGACACAUUAAUAGAUGUCUAAUAACUCUUUAUUUAAGCUUUUACUCGCUUUAUCAGCCGUGGAACUAAUCUUUCCACUACAUCCAUUUAGCAUUUUAUACCACAAUCAGCAAUAUUUUGCUGAUGUUCUCCAUCACUUUUAUUUUGAAGUUACUGCAACUUUCCUCCCUAGCUUUGUUUUUAUUGUGAUUUACAUGGAUUCGUGCAGGUUUGUCAUUUUUAUGUAAAGGAACAUCAGUCUCUGUUAAAGAAUCAAAAGCAUAAUCUUUAUUGUCUAACUUGAGAAUGCCUUAUGUGCUUUUAUUCUUUUAAUAAAAUUGAUGGUAUUACAUUAGAUGAUGUAAAUGGUUCUACAUAUUUUAAUUCCAUCUCAAAGGCCUCAUUAAAUCUGAUUAACUACA
This is a messenger RNA of Gasterosteus aculeatus aculeatus (three-spined stickleback), 2357 nucleotides long. RefSeq names its product transmembrane protein 184C (gene tmem184c). The record is from RefSeq and is a predicted model, not a curated record. Lineage: Eukaryota; Metazoa; Chordata; Actinopteri; Perciformes; Gasterosteidae.